UAAACAAACACACACUGGGCAUGCGUCACUGUAAUAAUGGAGGACUGUCUUUUCUAGCCGGACUGAUGUUGUCCGUAUUGCAACUCUGUUACCUGUAAUCGGAGAGCAAACAACUCCCCUUCAUUUCAGCGUGUAGUUGAGGUCACAAUAACACUCCCAAGAUGACCACAGACACGCCAGCCCAAAGUGUGGGCUGCAGGGUGAUGACAUUCACCCCCUCCAAAGAGGAGUUCAAGGACUUUGGACGUUACAUUGCCUUUAUGGAGUCACAAGGAGCGCACAGAGCUGGGAUGGCAAAAGUUAUUCCUCCUAAAGGCUGGAAACCCAGAAAGACUUAUGAUGAUAUCGAUGACCUGGUGAUUCCCGCUCCCAUCCAGCAGGUGGUUACCGGCCAGUCAGGACUAUUCACACAGUACAACAUCCAAAAGAAGCCCAUGACUGUCCAUGAUUUCCGCAAGACCUCCAACAUGGACAAAUUCUGCAGCCCACGAUACGUGGAUUUUGACGAGCUGGAGAGGAAGUUUUGGAAGAACCUGACCUUUAACCCUCCACUUUACGGUGCUGAUGUCAGUGGAACGCUAUACGAUCCAGAUGUGACUGAAUGGAACAUUGGUCGUCUCAACACUAUCCUGGACAUUGUGGAGAAUGAGAGUGGCAUCAAGAUCAAGGGUGUCAACACGCCCUACCUGUACUUUGGGAUGUGGAAGAGCGCCUUUGCGUGGCACACAGAAGACAUGGAUCUAUAUAGCAUCAACUACCUGCACUUUGGAGAGCCAAAGUCCUGGUACGUCGUCCCACCAGAGCAAGGGAAACGUCUGGAAAGGCUCGCCAAGGGUUUCUUUCCAGGUAACGUCCAGGGCUGUGAAGCCUUCCUGCGCCACAAGAUGACUUUAAUUUCACCAUUCAUCCUGAAAAAAUAUGGCAUACCAUUUGAAAAGGUCACUCAGGAGGCCGGGCAGUUCAUCGUGACGUUCCCGUUUGGUUAUCACGCUGGUUUCAACCACGGCUUCAACUGCGCCGAGUCAACUAAUUUUGCCACUCAACGAUGGAUCGAUUACGGCAAACAAGCAACGCUGUGUUCAUGCCGGCAGGACAUGGUGAAGAUCUCCAUGGACGUAUUUGUACGCAAGUUUCAACCUGAACGUUACAAGCUGUGGAAGGCAGGGAAAGACAACGCUCCCAUCGACCACUCCAAGCCCACGCCGGAGGCCGCCGAGUUUCUGAAAGAAGACAAAAAGAUCGGACCUUCAAAGGAGAGUCCCGCUGAGGUGCCAUCCGAGGAGCCCAACACUGCUGUCCAGGAGGACAAAAGUCCAGAGCCUCACACUGGGACUAAAUGUCAGCUUGAAGCUGUCAAAGCCUCUGAAGAUGUCAAACCUGAGCUGCCAGUGGUGGAGGUGGAGCCAAAGGAGGUGGAGGUGGAGCCAAAGGAGGUGGAGGUGGAGCCAAAGAAGGCCAAGCUGUCACGUAAGGAGUCUCCAACUAAAGUGACCAGCAAGGCAGAAAAAGACACAGUGAAAGUCAAGGAGGUGAAGAAGGAGAAAGGGACCAAACCCCAGCCUAAAGCUCAGUCCAAAGCCAAUGCCAAGAAAACUUCAAACAGACGAAGUCCGCUGAAAAAAGAGAAGAACUGCGUGGUGGCUAUGGAGGUCUUUCCUCCCGAGCCCACUGAGAACCAGGUGGUUUCUCUGGGCGCUGAGGAGAUCGCUGGAAGCGAGGAGCCUCCACUGGACAACAGCUGCAGCAAAGUGUUUCAGAGGACGCUGAGUCCCGCAGACGUCCUGCACGUCCACAGCUACGCCAAAGGAGACUACGGCGACGGAGAAGUGCUGUCCAGAGAGGAGAAGACGAGUGAGGAUAGCGACCAUGAAACCGAGGAGGACAACUGUCAUGUUGGCAAAGCAGUGAGUGGACAUGUAUUUAACAUUCAGGUGGCAAAAGCGAUGGCAGGAGUUCGAGAGUUUGAGACUGACCUUGGGCAGCUUCCAGGACACCAUCCACUCAUAAAAGACGGCAUGAGUGAUGAAGAGACUCCAGAAGAGCCGCCCCCAGUGGAGGCAGGGGGUGUGGAGGGUGAGGGCUGGGCCAAGCCUCUGACUCACCUGUGGCAAAGCAGGCCACCCAACCUGAAGAAAGAGAGGGAGUACAACCAGCGAAUAGGCUCCAAGCCUCCAUACUGCUCCAUCUGUUUGCUCUUCCACACGUACCACCAGACUGAGUGUGCGCACAGCAUCGACACGCACGUGGUGGUGGCCGGGGAGCGGAUGCGAACCAAACCUCUGAUUCCUGAGAUGUGUUUCACCACCACCACAGAGGACGACGCUGAGUGUGAAGAGCAACCGGUCACUCCUCGUCUGGAAGAAGAUGGAACCAGUCUCCUCAUCAGCUGCUCACAGUGCAGCGUGAGAGUUCAUGCAUCCUGUUACGGUGUCGAUCCAGCCAGUGUGAACAAGGAGUGGAAGUGUGCACGCUGCAAGGCCAACGCCAUGACUGAGAAUUGCUGCCUGUGUUCAUUGAGGGGCGGAGCUUUGCAGAAAGCCAACAAUAACAAGUGGGUACACGUGCUGUGUGCGGUUGCUGUGCUGGAGGCACGCUUUGUCAACAUCACAGAAAGAAGUCCUGUGGACUUGAGUGGGAUCCCACUGCAGAGAUUCAAACUGAAAUGUUACUACUGUAAGAAGCGGAUGAAGAAGGCGUCCGGCUGUUGCGUGCAGUGCUCUCACGGGCGCUGCCCCACCGCCUAUCACCCCACCUGUGCGCAGGCCGCCGGGGUGCUGAUGCAGCCAGAUGAAUGGCCGUUUGUGGUACACGUUACCUGCUGUCGACACAAAGGUCCCGCUCAGAUUGAGCGCAAUAAGGCAGCCAUGCACGAGCUGACCGUGGGACAGAAGGUCAUAUGCAAGCACAAGAAUGGGCGCUACUACCAGUGUGACGUGGUGCAGCUGUCCAAAGAGACGUUCUACGAGGUCAACUUUGACGAUGGUUCUUUUAGCGAUAACCUUUUCCCCGAGGACAUCGUGAACCGAGACUGCGCUCAGCUUGGACCACCGCCGCAGGGUGAGGUGGUUCAGGUGAGAUGGACGGACGGCCUGGUGUACGGGGCCAAGUUUGUGGCAGCUCACGUCAUUCAAAUGUACCUGGUGGAAUUUGAGGACGGAUCACAACUAACAGCCAAGAGAGAUGAUGUCUACAGUCUGGAUGAAGAACUCCCCAAGAGAGUUAAAACCAGACUGUCGAAAGCAUCGGACAUGAGGUUCGACGGGAUCUUCGAGGAGAAGGAAAUCAUUCAGGAGUCAAAGAGACAGAGAGUAAUCAACUCCCGUUACAGGGGGGACUACAUCGAGCCUGUGAUCUACAGAGCCAUCAUGGAGUAACGGCCACUUCCUGUCUGCCCACCCACUCACCAGCAGCACUGACAGACUGAACUGUGCUCACUGUACCUUAACUUAGCAGCUAGCCGCAGAGAGAGUGUAGCUCCAGAUGACUUCCUUCAGGACCCGCUUUGGACUGUUCUCUUUUUUCCUCUCCUGUCUGUAAGUCGAGGAAACUGCAGUAUUGUUUCAUUCAGUUUUUUCCACGCAAGUCCACAGACGGGCUGAAUCCACGCCCGGCAGCACGCAUCAGAAGGAAGCAAUACAACAAAAAGCAUUACAUCAGUCAAGUAGCAUUUUGACACAAAGAUGUCAAUUUAAAAAAAAUGAGGUUUUGAAUCUGCUCUAAACAUUUCAGUCUCCUUAGUGUUGAUCUAAGCUUAAAGCAAACUCAGCUUUAUUUCAUUUUGUCCUUUACCAUUAGUGCCUGUGAUACACUGAGCCCGGCAAGUAACAGGUCCGCAACUUUUUAUACGCUCGGAUUUACAGUUUCUGACUGUCUGAGUUCGUUAGAACGACCAGCAUUGUCCAAAAUGUUCACUCUUAGAUUUCACUUGAUGAUUUACUACCCUACACUCGACUGUUGUAGCACAGGAACAAACACGCCUGACUGCAGAUCCUGUGUUUGCCACUGGUCCAGUUCUCUUCUCUACAGUAGAGAAAAACCAAAACACUCAACUGUUCCAACAGUUGGACUUACUGAAGGAAGGCGUGUGGAAGGGGCUGGUGCUAUAUGUGCACGCCACGAUUUCCUUCACAGAAAUAUUUCCCCAGUUACUGGUUCUUAAAUAUGUGGUAGCGUCACUGAAGCCAGGGCCACAGCAGUAAGGCAGGCAGCUUCUGAGGGGGGAGGCUGAGCACUUCCUGCUCACACUGAGAACGAGCAUCACAGACAGACUUUUAUGGAGAUGUUUAACAUUAAGUGCAGAAAUCUUCCAUUUUUGCUGACAGCAGCAGCUUCUUUCAGGGUUUUUGUGUUUAGAGUUGAAACUAUUGCAAAACGAUUGUAUUUUCAGAGUCAGCUGACGGCUCACACCUGCUGUUAGCUGCAGCAGUGGAAACGCAGAGACAUCAAACAUCUUAACGUUUACAGUUAAUUAUUUAAGGAGUCGGAUCGAAGAGCUGAAUUAACUUUAUUCUUCUUCUACCAGUUACUCAAAGGAUCAGUUGGUUAACUGAUUGAGCUUUUAAAAACUUUACCCCUGAAACUUGCCGGGUUUCAAACUUUGAGGAGGUUAGACUGAAAUACUGCCACGCUAAUCUAAUUGAACACAACUUGCUUGCACGCAGCAGCGCCACAGUGUUACAGAAUGAACGGCACCCCCUACUUCACUAAAAGUGGAUCAACUUCAUAAGAAUGUGCAAAUUUGCCACAAACCAUCAGACUUCCAGCUGGUGAGGCUCAUGUACUACCACAGAUUGUGGUCAGAGGAAACCAUUUGUUUCCUUAAAUACGUUUCAAAGAUGCAGGAGUGACGUUGAAGAGUCGGGACAGUUCCCAACCUUAGAAGGUUCUUCAAGCUGUCCUGAUGGUAUUUUUAAAGGUUUAGAGAAACUGUUGAUCUGUGACGUCUGUGACAGAAGCCUGAACCGAGGCAAAUGUUCACUUUAACAAGCAGGUGAUCAGACCUCGCUGACCGCCAGAUUUCUUACUCGGGGCUACAUUGUUGCAUAAUGUAAUUCAUCACUCGUUAACAAGCUAAACUAGCCAAUCGGUUGAUCUUCUUCCAUUUGGCAUCCACAGAUGUAAAUGAUUUGCAGAGUUGGAGAAUUAAAUUUCCCAAUAAUGACAUUUGGAAAAAUCCCCAACCCCCCUUUAACCCAAUAGAAACAGGAGUCUAUUAAGCCACAGUGCAGGUUACACAGUUACUCUCACUGGCAAACCUUCCAGCACAUCUGGACUGGUGUUCAGUCCAACGACACUCUGAUCACCUCUUUGUCAGGUGAUCUUGUUACAAGGAGAUUCUUUUAAACAGCAACCUCAGUGUUUAUCUGUAGUGCAGCUGGAACGCCCGAGUUUCUGUACCGAGACUUAAUCAGUACCAACAAAAACUUUGCCUUAAAUCUGUCAAUAACCUGUAUUUCUACUCUGAUCAGACGACUCCUAAUCUGACGGGUUUUAGACACAGUGAGCAUUUUUAUGGCGUUUCGAGUUCAGUAACAGCAGUAAACUAAACGUUUUCCACUACAAGUACUGGGGGACAAAUAAAUAACAUAUCAGUGAAGUCUGUUGAUUCUCCAAAGAGCCUCUUCCUGUGGGUAGACUUUGGUUUCAUUGGACUGCAGCUGGUAGUCCUCGUUCAGCUCUAACAUCCUCAGUGAGCUUGAUGUAGUGGCACAUGAACCAGCACACCUUCUACUGGUUCUGGUGUCCCUUCAGCUUGCAGUAGGUCGUCAGCAGCUGCAGUCCAACAGCAAAGCUGGAGUCUGUCAGCAGGGUGACAUCCUCUGUGGAGGAGCAGCGCACUGAUAUUUAGUACAACAAGGACCUGUGAAGGCGUCAGGAAGGGAAAGCAAGAUGAACGGUAGCAGCUGAACUUCUUAUAAGGGCGAGAGGACUGUCCCAGUACAUGUGGCAAGAAAAUAAAUUCAAUGCUUAAAUUUGUCAAUAAAUAUACUUGAGCAACACGACCACGUAAAGUUUGUAUGUGGAAAAGACUAAUAAGUGUAAUAUUUCAGAGUUCAGAGGAUUUUACUUUGAUGCUGUUUGAAAGAAUCUCCUUGUAACUUUUCCCAGCAUUCCCGGCUGCAGGGAUACAGAAACUGAUGACCUAUUUCUCUUUGGGAGCGGUGCCAUCUAACUCACUGAAAUUGCCUCCUUGUCAUUAACUGCAUUCCUUCACAUUUAGCAGAACUGAAAUUCGCUUUUUCAUGUUUUUACCUGCCUAUUUAUUAAAGGUGCUUUGAGAAAGCAGCCUCUGCGUUAAUAAGAGUCUGCAGUGACCCUGCAGCCGUCGAGGUUGCCGAUGUAUGUUCUAUUUUUUCUACACUAUAGAGAUGAAUUUUAAAGAGUCCAUUUGGAUUUUUAAUGCGCUUUGUUUCCUCUCUCUCCUACUGAAAACUGUGCUUUGCACUUUUAUUUAAAUUUGCGAGGACAUUUGAACAGCUGUGUGCUAAAUUUGUUAAUGUUUAAGAAUGUUAAUUGUACAUUUAUAAGAUGUCUUAUGGAUUGUGUGCUCCCCUCCUCCUCCCGGCCGAGCCUCGGGCGUCACAGAGUCCGUCUCCAUCAGGCCGGUGCAGAAUGAAUUUGUUUCAUUCAGAAACUAUCAAAAGAGUUUUACGAGAGCGAGUGGGGACGGGAUUUUCUUUCAAUUCUAUUUUGUUGUUGUUUUGUAAAAGCUGUUCUGUGUAAAUGUCAUUUUAAGAUGUUACCUGUCGACACAGGAGAGACCGGUCCACUCUCGUCGUCUCCUCUUGAAGGAAAAUAUGAAAAUACUUCCAGAUUAUCAUCGAAACAUUUUGUAAAAAGUCAUGUGUUCGUUUCAGUAAAGAAAUCUGCUUAAGCACCA
Messenger RNA from Haplochromis burtoni (Burton's mouthbrooder), 6880 nucleotides. RefSeq names its product lysine-specific demethylase 4A. The coding region runs from base 162 to 3374 and encodes 1070 amino acids. NCBI's taxonomy places the organism in Eukaryota, Metazoa, Chordata, Actinopteri, Cichliformes, Cichlidae. Gene Ontology annotation, biological process: chromatin remodeling. The record is from RefSeq and is a predicted model, not a curated record. The transcript has 22 exons. Gene Ontology annotation, cellular component: nucleus. Gene Ontology annotation, molecular function: histone H3K36 demethylase activity; histone H3K9 demethylase activity.